AUGCCUUCCGGCCCCAAGAGUUCACGAUCCGCUUCACCCUCGAGAUCUGAGUCGUCGCGCAGAGGCCGCGAUGCCGCCUCCGCCGCCGCCGCCGGUAUCCCCAAACCCAACCCGGCAUCAUCGGCGGCAUCCGGCUCCCGCGACGACCUCAGUAGCGAUGGAAAAGCAGACUCUGCCACCCCUCCUCGCCUCUCCUUCAAUCACCUGAAGCAGGGCGAGAGCCAUCAACGCAUUCGCCAUGGCGCAAAGCAGCUGCUUCGCCUGACGGAAAACUUCGCCGGCUACAAUGGCCCCGGCCCCGACGGUGGUUAUGACACCACCAACGACCAGGCUCUGCCCAGCGAUAGCGACAUACGCGCCAUGACCAGGCUGUCACAUGGCAUCGCUCGCGACAUCAGCCAGAUCAUGGCCCUCCGGAAGGAUGAUCCGGGCCAACACAAGCGAAAGAGCGUGGAGGAGCAGUUCGGCGCAGUCGGCCCUUCCACCAGCCAGGCCGGCAUGGCCAUGCCCGACUACGCGAGCACCGCCGGCCGCACCAAGAACCGCCGCAAGGUUGAAUUCUCGUGCCACAAGUGCCACCGCGUCGAUACCCCCGAGUGGCGGCCCGGCCCGGACGGCCCCAGCACCCUCUGCAACGUCUGCGGCUUGAUUUACGCAAAGAGAGAGCGCAAGAAAGAAGGUUCCACCAUGCCGACCUUUGGUUCUCCCAACUUUUCUUGA
Messenger RNA from Colletotrichum chrysophilum, 720 nucleotides. RefSeq lists its product as uncharacterized. The coding region runs from base 1 to 720 and encodes 239 amino acids. The record is from RefSeq and is a predicted model, not a curated record. Gene Ontology annotation, molecular function: sequence-specific DNA binding; zinc ion binding. Lineage: Eukaryota; Fungi; Ascomycota; Sordariomycetes; Glomerellales; Glomerellaceae. The transcript is spliced from 2 exons. Gene Ontology annotation, biological process: regulation of DNA-templated transcription.